CGCGCUGGCUUUUCUUUUGCGCUGCAGUUUUUCCUUCGCUACCGCGUCUCUUGAUUGAGGACAAGUUAACGCGAGCGAUAAGAGAUUCUCGUCAUUAGACACUCACUCCGAACAUUUGACAAUCACCGUACGAGAUAAAGAAUUGUGUGGAACAAUAGACAAUGAUACUGCUUUAUCCAACGUUGUUAUACUGAACUCGAACCUCAUUUUGUCGUUCGAAUAUAACGUUUACGAAACUCAAUGACCAAGUUCAUUAGCGCCUUUGUCCUUCAUUCUCACGAAAUAUUCAUUUGAAAUAGUGUGCCACUGCAAUUCUUGAGAUCGUGCUUUGACGUUGUGUCACGAUGAGAGUCAGUUGAAUAUAAAUCAUGUGUACUUAGAACCACAGUGCUGAAAGAAGUUUUAUUGGGCGAAGUUAUAAAUCGUAGAACAAAGUGAAAACGCUAUGAAGAAGAUAUACAGGCACAGAGGAGAAAUAGAUUCCAUGGCAGAGUGUGAUGACAGAAACAGUAAAAUUGUACCACUUGUCAAUGGAAUUUCUGUCAAUGCUACAAUAAAGCCAUAUCGCAGGAGCGCAAGCUGGGCAAGAUAUGGCAAUGCUCUGAAAAAUCUUAUUCCUGUACGCACAAAUCAAAAACCAACAGGAUCAAUGCCAAUUGAUGAUGCAGGCUUGUAUUCUACAAUAUUCGGAGCUUGGCUGACAAAGUAUUUGUGGAAGGCAUACCGCCAAGGUGGUUCAAAUCUUAGAGAUUUGCCUACCAUUUCACCGUACGAUACAUGCGAAUAUAAUUCACAAAGGCUCGAAAUAUUGUGGAACGAGGAAGUUGCAAGGCAUGGCAUGAAUGCAGCAUCGUUUGGCAAAGCAGCUUGGCGAUUCAAUAGAACGAGAUGUCUCGCAUCCUGUAUUAUUCUUACUGUCGCCAUAAUACUGGGUUUUCUCAGUUCCGUUCUGUUGAUGCGAAAACUACUGGAAUUUAUUGAAUCGAGUGAAGGAACGAUUGGGGAAGGAAUAAAGUGGGCAUUUUUAUUGUCGUUGUGCGACAUGACUCGAACGAUGCUUCUUACUUGGAGCUGGAACAACAAUUACAGGACUGCGCUAAGAUUUAAAAACGCGUACUUGGGUAUGCUGUAUAGAAAGAUCAUAAGACUUAAUGAUUUUGGUAGCAAAAGUUCAGGCAAGUUAAUAAAUAUGAUGUCAAACGAUGGCCAACGCAUGUUCGACGCUUGCGUCUUCGCCCCAACUAUAAUCGGUGGACCAAUCGUAACAAUUUGUGGAAUUACGUACAUAUUAUGGAUAUUAAGUCCAAUGGCGUUGUUUGGGAUAUUAGCGUUUUUUUUGUUCUAUCCCAUUCAGUAUUCGAUAUCUCGAUUGAAUGGCUACUUCAAAUCGAAGAGCAUCAAAAUAUCCGACGAAAGAGUAUCGGCGGUCAACGAAAUAUUGGAUUGCAUAAAGUUGAUCAAGAUGUACGCCUGGGAAGAACCUUUCCGUUUGAAUCUCAUGGAUGUACGAACGAGGGAAAAGCGAUGGCUACACAGAAUUACGUACACCAGAAGUUUCGGAAUAUCAUUGUCCCCUACGAUCCCUGUGAUUUCAGCGAUUGUCGCUUUUCUCGCUCAUGUAGCUGGAGGUAAUAAUUUGACUGCGGCUCAGGCUUUUCCGAUCACAGUGUUUUUCUCAAAUUACAUGAAGCAGGCACUAUCGAUCCUCAGAGAUGCAACUCGGUUUUACUUUGAGUGCAAAAUAGCAUUUAUGAGAAUGAAGAGCACACUUGUGAUGGAAGAAUCACAUUAUCACAUUCCUAAACCAAUCGUUAAAACUCAAGCACUUUCUAUCGUAAAUGGGACAUUUACGUGUGAAGCUAAUGAAGAAUUCGUCGAAACUAAAAAAGAUAAAAAAUCGAAUACAAAAAAGAGACGAGAUGGAAAUAUGAAUGCCCAAGAUACGAGCGAAAAUUUACUGCCAGCACAAAAAAGAGUGGAAAUACUGAAAGAAAUAACGUUCGAGGCGUCGAAAGGUAAAUUAAUUGGUAUUUGCGGCCAUGUAGGAAGCGGAAAAACGAGCUUGUUGCUCGCCGCGCUUGGACAAAUGCGUCUGGCAUCAGGACAACUGGCGAGAGAUGGUUCUUGCGCUUACGUCAGCCAACAGGCUUGGAUUUUACACGCAACUUUUCGGGAGAAUGUUGUGUUUGGUGAAACUUUCGAUUCGGAGCGUUAUCACACUGCCAUCGAUUCGUGUUGUCUUCGACAAGAUUUAAAUUCUUUUCCUGCUGGUGACGAAACCGAAAUUGGCGAAAGAGGAAUUAAUUUAUCUGGAGGACAAAAGCAGCGAGUCGCACUUGCUAGAGCAUUUUAUUCUGAUAGAGAUAUUUAUUUUCUCGAUGAUCCGCUGAGUGCCGUGGACGCUCACGUUGGAGCUUAUAUUUUUGACAAUUUGAUUCAUGGAGCGCUCAAAGGAAAGACAAUUCUUUUUGUCACUCACCAAGUUCAGUAUUUGAAUCGCUGUGACGAGAUUUACAUGAUGAGUAAUGGAAGAAUUGUGGAGCACGGUGUCCACAAGGAACUUAUGGAUGCGAACAAUAAAUAUGCCACUAUGGUUAAAAGUAUGAUUCGCAAAGCAGAGCAAGCAUCGAGCAACGAGGACGACAGUUUCGAGACUGAGAACAAUGAAAAAAACAUUUUUUCUUCCGAAGUUCAAGCAGUAGAUGACGACAAGGACACAGAAAAUGGCAAAUCUGCUCCAAGCGCAUCUAUAAUGGUACCGGACAAAUUGGAAACAGGCAAUAUCACGAGCCAAACUUAUCUCGCUUACAUUCAAGCCGCAGGUGGUUAUUUCGUCGCAUUCUUUUUACUUUUAACGUUUACAUUAAACGUUGGUAGUACAGCAUUUAGUUCUUGGUGGUUAGCUCACUGGAUCAAAGCCAGUUCCGGACCCGCAGCCGUUGAUCGAAGAAACGAAACAAUAUCAUCCAGCAGCAUAUUGGAUAAUCCUGAUCAUGGCUAUUACGAGACUAUUUAUGGGAUUUGCAUUUUGGUAAUUUUAGUGACGAGUGGUCUUCGAAGUUUAGGAUUGACUCGAGCUUCGAUUCGAGCCUCAACAAGUUUGCACAAUUGCGUUUUCGCUAAAGUACUCUCAUCUCCGAUGCAAUUUUUCGAAACUACCCCUCGAGGGCGAAUACAAAAUCUAUUUAGCCGUGACACGGAUGAAGUCGAUACUCAUUUGCCGAUAUCUCUCGAAGGACUCUUGCAAAACAGUCUUAUUUGCAUAUUUUCGUUAGGAUUUAUUUGCGCCGUUAUUCCGUGGUUCGUCAUAGUUAUCAUUUUUCUUGGGUGCAUAUUUUAUUACAUAGGAAAAGUUUUUCGAAUUGCGCUCAGGGAUCUUAAGCGUUUCGAGAGCAGCACACGAUCGCCUGUAUUCAGUUUUGCCACAGCGACUGUCCAAGGGUUGGACACAAUUCACGCUUUCGAGAAAGAAAAUGAUUUCAUAAAACAAUUUCAGGGAUAUCUCGACGUGAACGGCGGAUGCCAAUACAUCUGCAAUAUUGCACUUCGAUGGUUGGCCGUGAGAUUUGAUACUCUCGCCGGUAUAGCGACAGGAACAACAGCUCUCCUCGUUGUUUUUCUCAAAGGUCAAGUUCCUCCAGCUCUUGCAGGACUCGCAAUGUCUUACAGUGGACAAAUGUCGGGUGUCUUUCAAUUCACAAUGAGGACUUUUUCCGAAACUGAAUUGCGCUUCAUCAGCGUCGAGAGAAUAAAUCACUACUUGAAGACAUUGAUAGACGAAAACAAAGGUACAAAACCAUCUACUACGCCCCUCGUUGAUUGGCCUCGGAAUGGUCAAAUUGAAUUCGAAGACGUUGAACUGAAAUACAGAGAUAAUUUGCCAACGGUUCUGAACAGAAUUUCAUUCCGUAUAGAGGCCAACGAAAAAAUAGGAAUCGUUGGUCGUACCGGAUCAGGAAAGAGUUCAAUUCUGGUUGCUCUGUUCAGACUCGUAGAGAGUUCGAGAGGUAAAAUAAAGAUCGAUGGUGUAGACACGUCCGAAAUAGACCUGAAAUGUUUAAGGAGUAACAUUUCGAUAAUUCCCCAAGAUCCCGUUCUUUUUAAUGCAAGUGUGAGAUUCAAUUUGAAUCCGCACGGUGACCGUUCCGAAUAUGAUUUGUGGACGGUUCUUGAAAAAACACAACUGAAGGAGAAAGUGCGAAGUAUGCCAGGCCAGUUGAACGGCAUGAUCGAAGCUGGUGGUGUUAAUUUGAGUAUGGGCGAAAGGCAACUUUUGUGUCUUGCCCGCGCUCUCCUUAGGAAAAGCAAGAUACUCGUAUUGGACGAAGCAACUGCGGCGGUCGAUCCAGAAACUGAAGCGAUUGUACAAACCACGAUACAACGAGAAUUUUCUGAAUGCACAAUAUUAACGAUCGCUCAUCGACUUCAGACGGUUCUAAGUUGCGACAGAAUUCUCGUUCUGGAUAACGGUGACGUUGUCGAAUUCGAUACACCAUCGAAAUUAUUGGACGACCCUUAUUCUGAAUUCUCGAAGAUGAUCGAUGCCGCUGACAAAGCGAUCAAAGGAUCUCGCCACUACCAAUACUCACGCUAAUAUUCCAAAACAAAACUCACAUUAUUUAUUCUACAAAGAUCCUUUUUUAUUUGUUAUUGAAGAGUAAAUGACCAUUUUUUUUACUUAUUCGAUGAUAUGCCCUUCUAUCUUGCAUUUGUUUUAUAUGUAAAUUAAAUUGAAGAAAAAUAUUUUUAUGUACUAUCAACCAAACGUAUUAUAAAACUCCAACGAAGUCGAAAGUUAAAAAAAAACUCCAAUAUUUAUAUUUCAAUUGAAUUAUAAUAAUAUUUCUUUCAACUGAAUGAACAAAUGAUAAAAAAAACUGUGUGCUCAAUAUACGAGUUUCAAUUUGGCCUGAAAAUCCCGCUGCAUGAAUCAACAAAAUUUAAACUACCCGCCGUAGGAAUGGCGCGCACGUGAAAUCCGAAAUUCAGCCAAUUGCAAUCUCUAGAACAUUUCCAGAGGGGCCUUUUAUAUAGAGAAAUAUAUAUAAUAAUAUAUAAAUCAUUAACCAUCUUGACCAUCUUUGAAUUUUUCGAGAUCGAGAUAAGAUAUUUUUUGGCGCCUGAGAAAAAAGGGGAAAAAGUAAUCAAUGUACGCAUUAGCUUGAAUAUUCCACUAAUUGUGUUCUAGUUACAAACCGCGAAAUUUUAGAAUCUUUGUAAUCACAAACGAGUUUGUAGAAGGCACGAAAACACGCGUUAUAUAUUCUCAUGACAGCUCGAUAACCUUAAUUCUCUAGUGGUUUCUAGGUUAUAAGUUGUGUUUGUUGGUGAAAGUUUUCUAUUAUCGUAAAAACAGAUCGGAGGA
Venturia canescens is the source of this 5365-nucleotide messenger RNA. RefSeq names its product multidrug resistance-associated protein 5-like. The transcript has 23 exons. Bases 446 to 4594 code for a protein of 1382 amino acids. The record is from RefSeq and is a predicted model, not a curated record. Gene Ontology annotation, biological process: transmembrane transport. NCBI's taxonomy places the organism in Eukaryota, Metazoa, Arthropoda, Insecta, Hymenoptera, Ichneumonidae. Gene Ontology annotation, molecular function: ATP binding; ATP hydrolysis activity; ABC-type transporter activity. Gene Ontology annotation, cellular component: membrane.